AUGGACAUGGACGUUGAUCUCAAAUUAGAAAUGAACAUAUCUCAUAAAGAGCUUCGAGUGCUUCUGCUUCAUGAAUUUCAUUUGGGUCACAAAGUAACGGAAGCAAGAAGCAACAGAUGCGGCACGAUGGACAAGGAUGCACUCUACAUUCGUACAGCGCAACAUUGGUUCAAUCGGUUCAAAAGCGAUAACUUCGAACUCGACGAUUUACCUCGUGCCGGAAGACCACUUGAGCUGAAUAUGGAUGUUUUGAAGCAGUUUAUCGAAGACGAUCCUAGAUUGACUACACGGUGUUUAGCAGAGCAACUUGGGUGCUCUCAUACUACAGUGGAAACACAUCGGUGCGAAUUAGGCAAAACGUGGAAAUAUGGAGUUUGUAUACCACAUGAAUUAUCACCACUUCCGCUCCAACACAGGGUUGACGCUUGUAUGGAAUUAAUGACGUCUCAUCGCAACUACCAAUGGCUACACAAUCUUAUUACUGGCGAUGAAACGUGGGUGUUGUAUGUUAACCACACAUGCAAGCGACAGUGGCUGGGAGUUCAAGAGAAGCAGGUUAAAAGUUAUUUUUUGCAUGACAACGCCAGACCUCACAUCGCAAAGUCGACUCGGGAAAAAUUAUUGAAACUCGGAUGGAGUACCGUUUCACAUCCAGCUUAUUCUCCAGACUUGGCUCCUACAGAUUAUCACUUGAACCGUUCUCUGUCAAAUCAUCGAAGUGAGAAAAAAUUCGACGACGAAAAGCAUCUCAAAAUGGAACUUGUCGACUUCUUCGGUCAAAAGCCCCAGGAAUUCUACGAACGUGAGAUCUUUUUUCUGGCAGAGCGUUGA
Messenger RNA from Rotaria socialis, 831 nucleotides. Lineage: Eukaryota; Metazoa; Rotifera; Eurotatoria; Philodinida; Philodinidae. The record is from the annotation of a GenBank genome assembly.